Molecule: messenger RNA, 1356 nt
Organism: Sodiomyces alkalinus F11
Lineage: Eukaryota; Fungi; Ascomycota; Sordariomycetes; Glomerellales; Plectosphaerellaceae
Product: MFS general substrate transporter
Exons: 3
Coding region: 1-1356 (451 amino acids)
Biological process (GO): transmembrane transport
Cellular component (GO): membrane
Molecular function (GO): transmembrane transporter activity
Source: RefSeq, a predicted model, not a curated record
AUGCCGGCUCCAACAACGAAGAGGAAGUGGUACCAGAUCCAGUGGUAUGCGGACACCGAUACCCCUGAAGAGCGCAAGUUCAUCAUCAAGCUCGAUGCUCUGAUUGUCCCCUAUGCUGUUCUCGCCUACUGGGUGAAGUACAUUGAUCAGUCGAAUCUCAACAAUGCUUACGUCGCUGGUCUCAAGGAGGACCUCGGUUUUGAGGGAAACGAGCUCGUACAGCUUCAGACAUUCUAUAUCAUCGGCGCUGUCACUGGCCAGACCCCCUUCUUUUUUCUGCUUACCUACAUUCCCCUCCAUUGGCUUAUCCCCUUCCUCGACAUCGCAUGGGGAAUCUUCACUCUGCUGCAGUACCGCGUGACGGGCUAUGCCGAGCUGGCAGCCUACCGGUUCCUCGUGGGGUGGUUUGAGGCUGCAUUCUUCCCAGCCAUGCACUAUCUAUUCGGCUCGUGGUAUCGCGGCGACGAAAUCGCCCGCCGCGGCGGCGUCUUCUACACCGGCCUCUCCCUCGGAACACUGACAGCAGGCCUCAUCCAAGCCGGCGCCUCCGCCCGUCUCGACGGCGUCCACGGUCUCAAAGGCUGGCGCUGGAUGUACAUCAUCUGCGCCAUCAUCACCAUCCCCAUCGGCAUCCUCGGCUACUUUGUCCUCCCCGGCACGCCCGACCAGCCGAACCUCCGCGUCCUGACCAAGCACGACGUGCAGCUCGGGGCGUCCCGCCUGGAGCGCGCGGGCCACGAGUCGCACGGUAAGUUCAAGCUCAGCGACCUCGGCUCCAUCUUCGUCAAGCCGCAGUUCUGGGCCAUCAUCCUCGUCGACGUGCUCUUCUGGAACGCCGGCGUCCAUACCAGCUCCGGCUCGUUCCUCCUCUGGAUCAAGUCCCUCGGUCGGUACUCGCAGGCGCGCAUCAACGAGUUGGGCACCAUCGCCCCCGCGCUCGGCAUCUUCUACACGUUGUUUAUCUGCUUCGCCUCGGACCUCGUCCUCGGACCCGCGUGGGCCAUCACCGUGGCGCACGUCUGGAACAUCAUCGGUCUGGUCAUCCUCGUCAUUUGGAACGUCCCCGAGUCGGCUACUUGGUUCGCCUUCUCCACCAUUUAUGCCUCGUAUGCCAUGUCGAGCGUCUUCCACGGCUGGGUGAAUACGCAGCUGCGCUCUUUCCCCUCCCAGCGGGCUUUCACGCUCGUCUUGAUCAAUGCCAUCUCGCAGUCCUCGACCGCGUGGACGCCGUUGCUGGUCUACCCCACGGUCGAAGCCCCCCGGUAUCCGAAGGGUUUUGCCUUUACCCUCGGUUGUGCCAUUGCUCUCAUCAUCGCUACCCACAUGCUACGCUUGUACCUGAAGCGGCGAGAGUGA